AUGAAUGAGCACAACAUUCGUGAAUCUAUGGAUGCUUUCGUCGAAAGCUCGGAACGCACUCCCGUGGUGAACGAGGGCCAGGACGAAGAUUUCGUUGAUCUCGAUCAGCCCCAGGAGGUGGGCUUCUUCCCUAGUAUACAUCAACAGCAAGCUACGCAGGCGCAGCAGAAUUACCCCGUCGAGGGCCGGCCCACGAUCUCCGAGCUAGCAGAGCGCAGGCGGAUGCAGAACCGCAUUGCCCAGCGCAACUAUCGCAGGAAGCUCAAGAAGAAGUUUGAGGAUUUCGAGCGUCGUGCUGCCUCCAGCUCCGCUCCGGUGAAUCCGGCAGACCAGGGUGACUAUAGCCGCCGUAGCCCGGACAUCCCGGCAGAGGAACUCGGCUAUGCUGGAGUAGGUGAACGAGUUCACGAGGACGAUGACCAUCUGCAACGCUCGCAAGGCCGCCGCCGCAUUAUUCCUGACGACGAUGACGGCGCGCGGGCGCUCGACGACGACGCGCCGUACAAACCUCCAUCGAUAGAGCGUAGUUACCCUGAUUUCACCGAGUACGAUCUUCGCAGCCACGAUAAUUUAGGAACCUCGCUCAGACCGGGCUACCAUGCGGAUCCGAUGGAGCUAAAUGAGGAGCAGGUGCGUGAGGAGGAGGAAUUGCUGGCUCAGAAGCGGUUAGAGCUGAAGGUGCUCAAGGAAAAAACGGCGCGCGAAGAGGACGAAGAGGCACUGCUCCGGAAGCGGCUGGAUCUGGGGAUUCUCAAGGACAAGCAGGAACGCGACGAGGAGGAGGAGCGGCUAAAGCGUGAGGAGGAGCACAUCCGUAAGAAGUACGAGCGUAAGCGGCCAGAAGAGGAAGAGCGCAUCCUCGAGAAGUACGAGCGCAAGCGGCUGGAAGAUAAGCGCAGGCGCCAAAAAGAAGAAGAAGAGCUUGAGGAGCUGAGAAAGAGGGCUGUUCAGGCGGAGAAGGAGCGCAUAGCUAAGGAGGCGGCUGCUAAAAAGACAGCGGCCGAAGAGUAUGGGCUAAAGAUAGAGAGUGAGGCGAAGGAGGCCGAGGACUAA
Messenger RNA from Lasiodiplodia theobromae, 1053 nucleotides. Its product is annotated as Basic-leucine zipper transcription factor. Lineage: Eukaryota; Fungi; Ascomycota; Dothideomycetes; Botryosphaeriales; Botryosphaeriaceae. The record is from RefSeq and is a predicted model, not a curated record. Gene Ontology annotation, biological process: regulation of DNA-templated transcription. The transcript has 3 exons. Bases 1 to 1053 code for a protein of 350 amino acids. Gene Ontology annotation, molecular function: DNA-binding transcription factor activity.